Loa loa (African eye worm) is the source of this 333-nucleotide messenger RNA. RefSeq lists its product as hypothetical. Bases 1 to 333 code for a protein of 110 amino acids. The transcript is spliced from 3 exons. The record is from RefSeq and is a predicted model, not a curated record. Lineage: Eukaryota; Metazoa; Nematoda; Chromadorea; Rhabditida; Onchocercidae.
AUGAAGCGAAUCAUCACAACCGGACAAUCUCAACAGAAGCGUAACCUAAAGGAAUACCCACAACUCGAACGGAUGAUUCUUCCCAGGUGCAAACGAUUAUUCAUCGUAGCCUUCAUGCCGUUGCUGUUAAUAACGCCACUGAAAUGUCCAGUUGACAUCCACGAGCAACAAUUAUCACCAAAACUAUUCCUUACGCACGAAGAAACUGCGGGAGUAAAAAUAGCAGUGCACACUCCAAAACGAGCUCUAAUUGUCCCAUGCGGGCGUCAUCGCUAUUAUGCUGUUAUACGUGCAGUGCAACCGCCUGUUGCAGCCCUACAUGACUUUGGUUAA